GGGGGAAAGGAGUGCUCUUGUGGUUCCUGGAAGCCAUGAGGCUCACCUGGAGGAAGAUAAUCUGCGCUUGCAGGAGGAGCUGGACAGGGCUGACGCGGAGCUGCAGGAGGAGGAAGAAAAGCAUCUUCAGUCUGAGCAUUGUGUUCCUGACUUGAAGAGUGCCUUGGAUGCCAAGAAAAGAGAGGCAAUAACUUCCUCCCAGGAACUGCAGGACCUCCUGGAAGAAGACGCGCAAGACUUUGCAAGUGAGAACAGCAGAUUGGAAGCCACUGUCCAGCAGCCAAGCGAGAGCAUUGAAGCCCUUCCGAGAGCCCUGCAAGCCUCUGCCUCAGGUGGUGAACUUUCCCAGCAGCUGGACGUGGAGCCUGGAACAGGCAUGCAGCUCGAGGCCCUAAACCAGGCUUUGCAAGAAGAGCUGUCCACUCUGCUUGGGAAGUGUGAACAACUGGAGAAGAGCAAAUGUCAGCUGCAAGAAGAGGUGACAAAACACCACCAUCAUUUGGAGACUUUGGUGCUGGAUUGCAGCCAAAGAGAACAAUGUACAGGAGAGGUGGCAGAAGGAGCUGACCAGGAAAGAAGUCCAAAGCUACAAGAGGUCAGCCUCGUUUUGCAAGCACAGGCAGCCCACCAGGCCCCACUAGGACAAACUGGAGACAUUCAUUGUGAUUCCAUGAGAAUCCAGUUGGAAGAAAGGAUUAGAAAUCUUGAAAGUGAAUUGGAGAGGAUCAAAACCACCCAAGAAGAGAGUGCUUCUCGUAAAGAAGCAACACAGGGAGAGAUGGGGAUGUACAAAGAGCUGUAUGUGGAGGAAGUGAAAACCAGAAGAUGCCUUGCCAAGAAACUGGAAAGGCUGGAAAAGCUUCUGAGGAUAGAGAGCAGGAAACUCCGGGUUAAUGAAGAGAAAGGAAGUCAGUCCCAGCUGGAAGAAAUGAAGAAGAGAUAUUCUGAAAAGGUCAAGGAAGUUGAUAGAUUCCAAAAAGAGGUUGCUGAACUUUCCCAGCAGUUGGACAGGGAACGUGAACAGUGCACGCAGCUGGAGGCCAAAAAUCAGGCUUUGCAAGAAGAGCUGUCUGCCCUGCGUGGGGAGUGCGAGAACCUGGCCCUGGACAAAUGCCAGCUGCAAGAAGAGCUGGCAAAACUCCACCAUCAUUUGGAGACCAACGUGGUGGAUCGCAGCCAACUCGAACAGUGCAAAAGAGAGGUGGAAGAACAAGCAGACCAGGAAAUAAGACAAAAACUCCAAGAAGUCAAUGAGUUUUUGCAAGCACAGGCAGCCCACCAGGACACCUUAGAAGAAAUCAGAAGCAGUCAUGUGGACUCACUGAAAAAACAGUUAGAAGACAGAAUUAGAGAUCUGGAACGUGCACUGGGAAGGACAAAAAGCAACCAAGCAGAAAGACCUUUUCAAAAGGAAUCCACCCAGGCAGAAGUGGACAAGUACAAAGAGCUGUAUCUGGUGGAAGCCCAAAGAAGAAAAAGCCUCACCAAGAAACUGGAAAGAGCUACUGAGAGACUUGCAGUGGCCAACACCAAGCUCUUUUUGGAGCGCCACAGAAGCAGAUCUGUGGUCCCAAGCAGCGCUGUCAGCGGACUUCUGGCUGCAAGUCCACUUCUGGAUUCACCUGGCCUGGGACAUGUUGGCAUCAGUUUGGGACUGAGCAGAAGUCUGGCUCUCAGAACACCACCCAGACACCUGUGGUAAAGCCCAAGACUUCUGCUCAUCAGGACAUCCUGUGAGGGACCGUUCAGAUGGAUGGAAUGAAUUGCUUCCUUUCCUUAAUUUCGACACCCACGGCCUAGUAGCCAGUUUCCUUAAUGGUGGCCUUCAAGGUUUGGUAGCAAAGACUCCAAGAUCAGCUCUAACCCAUCCCUACAUUGCUCAGUGACAAUGAUCCUAGUGGUGAAGGCAGCGAAACUGCUACUUAAAAUUGGAGAGGUGGUGCUGCAUUGGUCCCCUUGUUGUACGAAAGGAAUCGCUGGAGCUUUGGGGACAAGAAGUGCCAACGGCCACGACAACUGUACACAGGCAACAGUAUCGGAGGAACCGAGAUGCUGUGACCCCCAUCCAUCCAUCCAGUACAUCCAUGACAUCAUUGUGGGGGGGACACAGCAGAAGAAGUUUUCGAGAAAGGACAGAAGAUCAUCCAGAUUCUCCUCGAGGCUGGUUUUGCCAUCAAGAAGAGUAAGGUCAAGGGCCCUGCCCAAGAGAUCCAGUUCCUAGGGCUGAAAUGGCAAAUGGACGACACCAGAUACCAACAGACGUCCUCAACAAGAUUGUAGCAAUGGCUCCACCCACAAACAAGAAAGAAACCCAAGCUUUUCUGGGAGCCAUUGGCUUCUGGAGGAUGCACAUCCCAGAGUACAGCCAGAUGCUGGAGAUAAAGGUCCCUCCUGGAGCCUCUGGCCAAAGGUGCCUGGUGAGACGUGAGGGCGACCACUGGGUUUCUGGAGCCGAAGCUACAGAGGUUCUGAGGCCAAUUCCACCCCUGAGGAGAAGGAAAUCUUAGCAGCCUAUGAAGGCAUACGAGCAGCUGCAGAGCUUUCAGAUUCAGCAAUGUCCUCACUCCCGACAGACCAGGGUCCCCUUUCCAGAGUAAUGGAGGAGCACCGUGAUUUUUUAAUCCAAAAUUCCUGGAUUGGAAUGAAGUGCUCUGGAAAGGCUCUGGAAAUCAUUGGGUGUUCACAAUCAUCAAGGAAGAUGUUCACCAGGAAUUGCUGAUCACUGGCCUCCAGCUGGAUGUUGCACUCCUGAUCACCACCCCAGCCAGCAGAUUUCAACCAGCCUGCUGUCUGCUCAUCCAGCCCAUACUUCAUGGGCUUCUCUGUGAGGGAGCCCUGUCUGUGUCCACUAGUACACACAUUCAUUUGGAUUUUAAACAAUCAAACAGAAGUGAGAGUUUUAACAGCAGAAUUAUUUUUCAAAGGGAAAUAGAAGGGUAUGGCUUUGAUGGAACGAGUGCCUUCAAGCUCCUCUGGCAGGCACUGUUUGAAAACUAUUUGGGUGAUUUUUGAUAAGAAAUGAAAGAUGCAACGGCAGGAAGCCAUUCAGCAAUCCCUGACAAGGGAGGUCCACUGUCAAUUGCUGGGAGGGCCCCCACCUGUUUCUUUUAAUGGUGCUCCCAAAUCCCACCUCUUGGGCCUCCCAUCCCAUCCUUUUUGGUCCCCUCAGGCAUCUCCUCCCCAGCAUCUGCUCUGUGUCCUACCCAGGGUCCCCAAACAUCCUCCCACUGAUCAUUCCCAAAGCUUUUCUUUCCAUCCUUCCCCUCAGACCUUUGCCUUUCAUCCAGGUCACUGCCCUGGUACCUCCCAAGACCAUUCCUUGCCUCCCUCUCCACUCCCAACCAUCUCCCAUUGCCCUUGUUUUUGUCCUCCUCCAUCAUCCUCCUCCUGUCCCCACCAAGCCUCUCCCUUGCAGUGCCCAUGUCCCUACACUUGAAUUCCUUUCCCCUCCCCUGCAUCCCACACAGGGCCCCUUCAACACCCCAAUCCCAGUCCCGUGGGCUCCCCAGUUCCCCCCAGUUCAGCAUCUUUGGGUCCCCUCCUACUCCCCCCACCGUCCCUGCAGGCCCUGAAUUCCCCUGGCUCUCCUUGUCUCCAUCCCCACCCUGGGCCCUGCAGGCACAGGGGUUGGAGGUGAAACUGGGGGCAGUGGGAGCAGGGGGAGCA
Molecule: messenger RNA, 3666 nt
Organism: Pipra filicauda (Wire-tailed manakin)
Lineage: Eukaryota; Metazoa; Chordata; Aves; Passeriformes; Pipridae
Product: ankyrin repeat domain-containing protein 26-like
Exons: 15
Coding region: 377-1702 (441 amino acids)
Source: RefSeq, a predicted model, not a curated record